This is a messenger RNA of Cylicocyclus nassatus, 934 nucleotides long. Lineage: Eukaryota; Metazoa; Nematoda; Chromadorea; Rhabditida; Strongylidae. The record is from the annotation of a GenBank genome assembly.
AGUCUACAGCAAAUAUCUUGCAGCUAACAAAAUCUGUACGGGCGUUAUAGAUCCUUUCUUCAGAUCCAAGACUGAAUUGCAAAGAAGCAAGAUGUUGUUGCCGCUUGUAAUUAUGAUAAGCGCAGUCUUUUUUCAUAUAGGGGAGGCGGCACAUGCAGCCUGCAAACUCGAUGCAACUGUGGUCGCGGCUGUCACAAACUCUCACAAUGAGCUUAGAGCAAACGUUGCCAAGCGUAAUCUGAAUGCGGCAGUUUUUGGAAGCAUACCUGGAUCAAAAACUCUUUUCAAGCUGAAAUAUGAUUGUUUACACGAAGGACUUGCAAUGGCCACCAUUGGAAACAAAUGCAAGCAUUCGAGCAACUACAUGGACAAACUUGGAAAAGCCGAAAACUUCAUUACAUAUAGAAUGCCUAAGAAACCACAUUUGAUUGAACAAAAGGAUCUUUUUGAAUUUGCGGUGGAAGACUGGACGGAUACGGUUAAAAGCCCACUGAGCUCAGACGUAGUGUACACUGAUACUUCCAUGGAACCAUUUGCUAAUAUGAUCUACAACAAGACGCUAAAAUUCGGCUGCUCAUUAUUGUUUUGUAACGAUAUAAACAAGGUUGCUCUUGCGUGCGUGUAUAGUAACAAGCCAAAGGAAGGUAAACCGCUUUACUGGGCAGAUUCGAAAAAUAAUGCUGGAUGUCAAAAACCUGGACCCUGCAAGAAAGUUAUUAAAGGAACGGAUGUAAACUGCGAUACCACCUAUGGACUUUGUGAUCAAGAUCCCGCUACUACUACGACUACUACUACUACUACUACUACUACUACUACUACUACUACUACUACUACUACUCCUUCUCAAGAAGAUUACAAUUAUGACGAAGACUAUUAUGAUGACGGAGAAACUGAAAUCAUAGACGUACGUUGAACACUUGUAAAAGUGUACGAG